AUGAAACUUGUGAUUGGAACCGUUGCGGAGGCUCCCGUCCUCGUUUACGAUUUGCUAAAGAAAGAAGUCUCAGAACGAUUAAGUGGAGUUUCUAGCCCAACAUGGAUUGAAUGGGAAAAUACAAACAAGCGUCUUUACAUUGCCAAUGAAGUUGAGAAUGGAUUUGUCAGCGUAUUUGAGUGGGAUUCCGAUAAGUUUACUAAAGUUGACGAGUUUUCUGUCGAAGGUCAUAGCCCUACCAGUCUAUGUGUUUUAGAGAAUGGUACUGUGCUUACAGCAAACUACGGAAGCGCUUCUAUCAAUGUAUCUGCUCCAGGUCACGAGAAGCCCCAUGUCUGGUACCAUGAAGGAAAGUCCGUACAUCCAGAGCGCCAAAGAAAGUCACAUCCCCACCAGGUUAUGAAACACGAGCACUAUGUUUUCUCGGUGGAUUUAGGUCUUGAUCGGGUCGCCGUUUUUAACGCCGAAACUACCUCGAAAGAUCCCAUAGCAGUUCUGAAAGUUCCUUCGGGAUACGGCCCUAGACACGCAGUUAUCCACAGAACACUUCCUAUUUUAUACGUUAUUUGUGAACUUUCAAACCGUAUCUGCGUGUUUGAUACUAAAACAUUUCAAUGCAUUCAAGAUGUGUCCAUCCUUCCGAAAAAUGUGACUUUAGAUCAAGAUCCUCAAUUCCCGCAGCCCCCCAGUGCUGCUGAGAUUGCAGUAGUAUAUGAUGGUCCUUUUCUUGUGGCUUCGAACCGAUAUCUUGGAAAUCAUGCUACUGAUACUCUUUGGACGGCAUCUCUGGAUCCUCAUACUGGUCGUGUCCUUGAGGGUACCGACUCGCAUAUAAUGCUACAAGGACGAUGCCCAAGACAUUUCAUGUUCAACAAAGAUGCUUCUUUGCUUGCAGUUGCAAUGCAGGAUGAAGAUUUAGUCCAGGUCUACGAAAGAGAACCAAAAACCAUGAACUUACAUCUUCUGUUUACUAUACCCACGCCCAAACCUACUUGUGCUUUGUUCAUUGAAGACGAAGAUCUUGGAACAAAGUAA
This is a messenger RNA of Schizosaccharomyces cryophilus OY26, 1035 nucleotides long. RefSeq names its product cycloisomerase 2 family protein. Gene Ontology annotation, molecular function: 6-phosphogluconolactonase activity; protein binding. The coding region runs from base 1 to 1035 and encodes 344 amino acids. The transcript is spliced from 2 exons. Lineage: Eukaryota; Fungi; Ascomycota; Schizosaccharomycetes; Schizosaccharomycetales; Schizosaccharomycetaceae. The record is from RefSeq and is a predicted model, not a curated record.